Messenger RNA from Panonychus citri (citrus red mite), 922 nucleotides. Its product is annotated as dynein light chain roadblock-type 1-like. The transcript is spliced from 3 exons. Gene Ontology annotation, cellular component: cytoplasm; cytoplasmic dynein complex. The record is from RefSeq and is a predicted model, not a curated record. NCBI's taxonomy places the organism in Eukaryota, Metazoa, Arthropoda, Arachnida, Trombidiformes, Tetranychidae. Gene Ontology annotation, molecular function: dynein intermediate chain binding. Gene Ontology annotation, biological process: microtubule-based movement. The coding region runs from base 167 to 484 and encodes 105 amino acids.
AUGUUAGUUGUCAAUGGAAACAGAAAUUUAAUUUUUGUUUUCAUUUCAUCUCUCAAUUUCUAUCAACAUUUAAUUGUCUUUUUAAUCAUCUAAUUGAUUCAACUUUAGAUUCACAAUAAUUUUACUUGUAUUUUUAUAGUCCAUCUCUCCGGUUAUUGAGGAAACAAUGAAUGCAGAAAUUGAAGAAACCCUUAAACGUAUUGAAAGUACUCACAAAUCGGUGAUGGGAGUUAUUGUUACCGAUGAUGAAGGGAACAUAAUUAAAUCAACUCUAUCCGAGAACAAGGAAUCAUCAGAAAGUUAUGCCAACAUAAUUUGUGACAUCGUUGAAAAGGCUCGAAUGGCUCUUAAAGACAAAGAGUAUAUGAAUGAUGAACUUACCUUUCUAAAGAUACGAACUAAAAGAAUUGAAUUUAUUGUUGUUCCUGACAAAGAUUACAUAUUGAUCACAUUACUGAAUCCAACUCUCGAAUCAACUGCAUAAUCAUCUUUAAAUCUAAUCCAGUGAUCAAAGGAAACAAACACUUGACUAAAAUUAAAGAUCUUCAAAUCGAGCUAAAUUUCCACCAGUUUGAUCACCACGAGAAGGCUAAUCAACUAUGGAAAAAAGUUAAUACAAAUUUACUAAUUCGCAUCAAUCGAGAGCUUACAAUUUACUCAACACUCUUGAUACAUGAGCCAAAAGCAAAGGAAAAACUAACAGAAUAUAAAGUCGAUCCACAAUAUAAACUAACAAUUAAAUUCUGUUUUUUUUCUUUUAAUCAUUGCAAUCAGAAACUCUGAGAGAAUCAAUAAUCAUGAUUUCCACCAAGAAAUACUGAAAAUCAAUUAAUCAAAACUUUUUACCAAACCAAUUACACUAUAUAAUAACUCACAACAAUCCAAUCAAAUUGUACUAUUAAAAUCAAAAGAAGAAACUAAA